AUGUUUAUACGAACAAGUAAGAAUCUCAAAGAAAUAAUAAUUUUUGAUGAUAAUGAACUUGCUUUGUUUCCGCCAAGUGCAAUGUUUGCAAAAUAUGAACCUGGAUUAUCUCAAUUAGUUACAUUAGAAUGUAAUAUUUAUGCACAUAAUAAUCUUAGUGCUCCAAUCACAUUAGAAUUUUUAAAGGCUUUAUCUACAAUAUGCGCUAAUAUUAGGAAAAUAGAUUUAUCAUUCAGAUCCAGUAAUCCGAGUGAAGAAUUAAUUACAUUUUGUUCCAACAUAAUCAAAGUUCAAAAGAAGUUAAAAAUCCUUCAUUUUAGUCAAGUAUUGGGAAACACUGGAAAAUUAAUUACGGCCUUAGAACAAAAACUUUUUUUAGAAUAUCUUAAAUUUUUCAAAGUGGAUUUUUCAACGAUAUCACCUUCCGAUAUAAAAGUACUCACACAAUGUAGAAAUGUGAAUAGUUUAAGAUUUAUAAAUUGUAGAGGGAUGACAUUAGAACAUUGUGCUUCAUUAUUAAAUUAUCCAUUAGAUAACUUGACAGACCUUAAGCUUUUAAGUGGAAGUUUUGAUUUAGAUAUUGUAAAUUUUUUGAUUGAUAUGUGGGGUCCAACUUUAAUAAUAUUAUAUUUGGAUCGGAUUAAAACAAAUAAACUAUCCAAUACAUUGAUAAACCGCUGUUCAAAGCUCAAAUCUUUAAAUGUCAACGUCAGAGAUGGAGAUGAAUUCUUGUUACCAUUUCUUAGUCAAUCAUCUCUCAUACAUUUGACUAUGGUAUCAUAUUAUACCGCAAGUUUUUCUUAUGAAUUGGGCCAACAUUUACCAACUACAUUAAAACAUUUAGAAUUAAAAAAGUAUUAUUUAGCUUCAGAAAGCUUUGACAAAUUUUUAAAAAAUUGCAAACACUUGGUUAAAUUAGAAAAACUUACCAUCGGAACUACUUCACCAAUGUUGGAUCACUAUUUAAGUCUUAGGGAGUUCAUUGAAUCUUGCAACAGUUUAAAAAUGAUUACAUUUUAUUAUAGAGAUUUCUUUAUAAAUGAUAUGGAGGAGGAAAAGAUUAAGGCCGUUAUUAAAGAAAUUACAAAUCUUGGUGUUCAUUGUAAGUAUUAUGGUUAUGAAGAUAGGUCUGAUGAUUAUUAA
Molecule: messenger RNA, 1143 nt
Organism: Cetraspora pellucida
Lineage: Eukaryota; Fungi; Glomeromycota; Glomeromycetes; Diversisporales; Gigasporaceae
Source: the annotation of a GenBank genome assembly